Molecule: messenger RNA, 1272 nt
Organism: Lemur catta (Ring-tailed lemur)
Lineage: Eukaryota; Metazoa; Chordata; Mammalia; Primates; Lemuridae
Gene: ASB12
Product: ankyrin repeat and SOCS box containing 12
Exons: 3
Coding region: 191-1150 (319 amino acids)
Biological process (GO): positive regulation of transcription by RNA polymerase II
Cellular component (GO): nucleus
Molecular function (GO): transcription cis-regulatory region binding; protein binding
Source: RefSeq, a predicted model, not a curated record
CUGACGCCUGGCCUUUCAGCAGUGUUGUUAACAGUGGGAACUGAGGGCCCGCAUGCUCCAAGCUGGGGCAGUAGGGGCUCCCCAAGGAGGGGCCGCCAGGGCCCGAGCACCUCUCAGAGGGGCAGGGGCAGCGACCCUGGGCAGUGUGGCCUGAGACUGAAGCCCCAUCUGGCGUAUCCUCCUGCUCAUAAUGAGAAUAGUCCUGUUCCCAUUAGCCAAGAUGAACCUCAUGGACAUCAACAAGAUCUUCUCCUUCCUGCAGCCUGACAAGGAGGAUGAGAACACUGACACAGGGGAGAAGCAGGCUCUCAAUCAAGCAGUGUAUGACAAUGACUCCUAUACCUUGGACCAGCUUUUGCGCCAGAAGCGUUAUAAACGUUUUAUCAACAGCAGGAGUGGCUGGGGCGUUCCUGGGACACCUUUGCGCUUGGCUGCUUCUUAUGGUCACUUGAGCUGUUUGCAAGUCCUCCUGGCACAUGGUGCUGACGUCGACAGCUUGGACGUCAAGGCACAGACACCACUUUUCACUGCUGUCAGUCAUGGCCAUCUGGACUGUGUGCGUGUGCUUUUGGAAGCUGGUGCCUGUCCUGGUGGUAGCAUCUACAACAACUGUUCUCCUGUGCUUACAGCCGCCCGUGAUGGUGCUGUUUCUAUCCUGCAGGAGCUCCUAGGACACGGUGCAGAAGCCAACGUCAAGGCUAAACUACCAUUCUGGGCAUCGAACAUAGCUUCAUGUUCUGGCCCCCUCUAUUUAGCCGCAGUCUAUAGGCAUUUCGACUGUUUCCGCCUGCUUUUACUCCAUGGAGCAGACCCUGACUACAACUGCACCGAACAGGGCCUAUUGGCACGUGUCCCACGGCCCCGUAGCCUCCUUGAAAUCUGCCUCCACCAUAAUUGUGAGCCAGAGUACAUCCAGCUGCUGAUUGAUUUUGGUGCUAACAUCUACCUUCCAUCUCUCUCCCUGGACCUGACCUCACAAGAUGAUAAAGGCAUUGCAUUGCUGCUAAAAGCUCGAGAAACUCCACGGUCACUCCUAUCACAGGCCCGUUUAGUCAUCCGCAGAGCCCUGCGCCAGGCUGGCCAGCCACAAGCCAUUGCCCAGCUGGAUAUUCCUCCUGUGUUGAUUAGCUACCUCAAACACCAACUGUAAUCCUGCAGUCUGCCCAGAAACCACCUGGUGAUCCCAGUAGUUGGAGGGCACUACAGCUCCACCCACUCACCUAGAGCUGCUCUCCUGUAUUAUCCUCCACAAUAAAAUCCUCAACAAAAUAA